Messenger RNA from Pelobates cultripes (western spadefoot toad), 24756 nucleotides. NCBI's taxonomy places the organism in Eukaryota, Metazoa, Chordata, Amphibia, Anura, Pelobatidae. The record is from the annotation of a GenBank genome assembly.
GGUUACGCAUGCGCACACUCUUCCUCCGUUGCACCUUUAGAACGCCGGCCCGGGCUCUGGUUGUCCGGGUAACGCGCUCCUGGUCUGGGCUCAUGCUGGCGCCGCCCUCUCCGGUGGGAUGCUGCAGGUGACACGCUCUGAGGGGGAGGGGCGGCGCGCGACGCUGCGGGCAACGGCUGUUUCACUGUAACACCGGCGAGGCGGGCACGCGCAGCGCGGGACACAGACCGGUACCUGCCUCACUGUCACGCGCUGUCACUAUAGAGCGCAUAGCGCGUUAAAGGAGGGAGGGGCGGGGACACGGCUGUCAGUGCAGUGCCCGGAUUGUGUGUGCUGUGAUUGGAGCUCCGAGCUGGCUGGCUGUGGGGUAAGAUAGUGUCACCCUCCAUGUCACCCGGUGUGGGGGGCCAUUCACACAGAGCCCGGGUAACCCGCAGCCCUGCUCCCAGCCCGGCAUGCGGCCAUUGUAGGGGAACUCCGGGGUCAACAUCGCGCAAUCAAACCAUACAUAACUUGGAGAUUUGUGACUUAUUUCUCUGUUUUUUGUCUAAAAUUUGAAGUUCACUUUUAGUUGCCUUUAAAUUCCAGACAAUUGGUUUUUAACCUCCCCUCCCCAUAUGUUACUCAGACUGUGCCUGGCUGGACAUGGGUAACACAUUGCUGCUCUGCUUGCUUAGGUUUCAUUUUUUUUGGACUUGAAAUUUCAUUUUAUUGUUAUUGUUAUUUUGGCAUUGAGUUUGAAAUUCCCUCUCCCUGAUAACACUCCAUGUGUAUAGUUUGUUUCCUGGGUAGUCUCCAGCAUAGUGUGUGUUCUCUAUUGCAAUUAAACUUUUGUUGUGUUUUGGUAUUUAUGAUCACAAAUAUUAAUUCUUCUAAGGUUUUCUGGCUUCAAGGAUCAUCUGAGAUAAAGAUAUGAUAAACACAUGCUUAUUUAAAGCAGUAGUCCUUACGUUGGAAAUUAUUCAAUAGGAAUAAGAAUUGAGCAGAAUUUACUUUGGAAAUUGUACAUUUUAUGCUAAAAUAUAUUGCGAAAAAAAAAUAUAACCCAUUUUGACAAUUUACACUAAAACAUGAUAUUAUUUUAUUAUUUUUUUUAUAGUGCUAUCACAUUCCGUAGCGCUGUACAUUGGGACCCAAGGAGUGUAUUUGUUAAAGAGUGAAUUGUGAUGAACUGAUAAUCAAAUUGCAAGAUGUUGGGAAAAUGUCAAGAACAAUAUGGGCACCAUAACAACUUCAUCGGAAUGAAGUUAUGGGGUGAGGAGGUGCCUGGGCGCAAUAGCAAACUAGUUUAUCCCCAAAGUCCAAAAUCCGGUGCCUGUCGGCUCUGCCCAUUGGAAACCUCAGACUGGGAGCCGCUGAGAGUGUCAGCUGAUGCUCCAAAUCUUAGACUUUCUGGAGUGUCCUUUUUUUUUUUUAAAGGGACAGUCUAUGCACAUGAGGAUAUAUUUGUUACGGGCCAUUCGGCCAUCCUUUAGUUCCAAGCCAAACAUUUUUCAGAGGGCUUGAUCGCAAUGGAUGUUACCAAGACACUCGUAGCCCAGACCACUGUUCGGUAUUGGUAAUACAGAAGUUCCUUUACUGCAUUAACAAUGUUUGUUUUAUCCAUAUCUUAGAGGAACAUUAUAGCAUUUGAAAUACAAAUCUGUAUUCCUAAUGCUUUAGUGUCACAGUCCCUACCGGUAUUAAAGUCUAUCCCCCACUAUGCAUAUUAAAAUGUAAAAAGGAAUAUAAAAGUUUUGCUCAGCUUUUUCCAGCGCCAAGAUCCCCUUGGCACUGCUGACCUCUCGACCUCCCCUGAUGUCCUCGAGGAGGCAUGGCCUUCUCUGAAAUUGUCCAAUCCAAUGUUCGUCAUAGAGGAGCAUUGGGGACCUAAUGCGCAUGCACAGAAAACACCAUGCUUGUAUUUAAACUUCCCCGUUGGAAAGUAUUGAAUCAGUGCUUUCCGAUGGGGGCUUCUGCAUCACCCGACCAGGUUUUACUUGGAAGUGUACUUAACCAUGCAAUGUAAAACAAAAAACCUGCAAUGAGUAAAAUUUAAGGGUUAAAGGGACAGGUCCACUGCACCCAGGCCACUUCAUUGAGGUGAAGUGGUUUGGGGGCCUUAUUUAUGGCCCUGUUAAAGUAAUUUAACCAGUGAAUGGCUUUAAAGUAAAUUGGUCAUUAUAGGUUGACUUUCAUAUCGAUCCCUUCACAUGCAUUGAAUAGGACAGUUUAUAUAUCACAGAGAUACAUGAUUCAUUCAAUACAAAAUAUAAACUCUCCUCUGAUCCAGCGUUGCUAUAUCCUCACCUAAGAGGGUUCUUCACUUCUGUAACACCUGCCUCUGGUUUGUCUACGCUUUGCCUUUGCUCUCCUUUCAUUUGCUCUAAUCAGAGAUGCUUCCCCAAACAGCGUCUGCUAGUGAGUUAUUAUAGCUAUCACAGCAGUUUCACGGUGGUUGCCAUGCCUGGAGAUCAUAAGGACUGCCUGUGGGAGGUCUGUCAUGCUUUUCCUGUCAGUAAAUUCUUCUGCAAAGCUAAAUAAUUGAUAAAUGACCCCCUCCCCCACCCCCAUCAAUAUAUAAAUUUGCUAGGGUUUAUGUGAGAGUUUUUUUUAAAGGCGAUUAUUACAUGUAUUUGGUUGAGAUCAUCAAUGUUCAUUAUCUCAGCCAAUCCAAUGCUUCCUCACUGAGACGCAUUGGGAGGCUAGUGCACAUUGGUGGCUGUGUCAUUAGUCAACCUGGAACUAGAGUACGGUACUUGUUAAUGUCAAUUCUGUGCAAAUUUCACUGCACCAAAUUGCAUUCAUUGGCUAAAGGGAUCUGUUGACGUUGUAAGCCAAUGAAUGGUUGCAGCUUCUGCUAUUCUGCCGAAGUCUGAAGCAUAUCAGUUGACCAACAUCAUUGGAGCCUGUAAUGAACCCAGGUAAUGGGUGAAACUGUGGCUUACCAGUUUUCCCCAUUACCAAGGAACCAGACUAGUGUACGCCUCACAUCUUAACUGCUACAGUGGUGUGUAGUAGUUUUGAUGAUUGGAGUAGCUCUUUUAUCAUCAGAUGUUGUAUAAUGUUCUUCAUUUUGCAUUUUUGCAAGUAUAGAGUGCUUAGCUAUUUUCAUUUAUUGAAAUUACAAAUAGUGGUCUUUAUUUGUUUUUAUCUUGUGCUUGCUGGAGGCAGGACUAUUUCUUGAAAGAUUCAUGACAGCUCGUUAUAAUUUAACUGAAAAAAAAAAAAUGAAGAUGGAUGAGCACAUCUCUAAGUGAUACACUAGUGCAGGGCUAAACAACCUUCGGCACUUCAGAUGUUGUGCACUACAUCUCCCAUAUUUUUCUUACAGACAUAAUGCUGGCAAAGCAUUGUGGCAGAUGUAGUCCACAAUAUCGGAAGUGACAAGGGUUGCCUACUAGUGAUUAUUCCGUCCUGAUUUGUGGAAAAACUCAUGAGUGAGAUUUAGUUCUAAAUUAAGUUGUGCAUCAUUGUUUCAGAACUUUAUUAUUUUUUUUCAAAUCAUUUUUUAAAGUGUAUUUUGAGCUUAAUAAUUGUUUUGGAGUUUCAACUGGCAACAAAAGUAUAUAUUUUAUAAACAUAGACAGCUAUAGAUGUUUACCAAUGAGCAUUUUUGUAUGUAUUGUGGAAAUAUUUUGGAUUGUGAUUGGGAUAUGUUGGGUGUUGUCCUGCUGUGCUUGAAAGGUUCUUCCUUACAUGUACAGUGUAUUCAUUUCUACAUUUGAUAUGCAGAGAAAGAUAAGAUGUGGCAUGACAAUUCAACCGUGUAACUUUCAUGUGGAUGGCCUUUUAAACCCAACUUUCCAACCAUGUAAAAGGUAAUCGUUUAAAGGGUUAAACGCACAGUAAUUGCCCCGGAUACCAAUGGAAUGCUCCUGUUGAUUUAAUUGGCUUACAUGGUGUCUGUUUCCCUUAACCCUUUUUUAACAAAGCCUAAUUUUACUUGUUUGGUACUUAAAGACACAAGCUGUUUUGACUUUUUGGUAAAAAUGAAUGCACCUACACAUAUUACAUGCUGUUUGUUAUUUUUACAGACAAGACUUUCAAUUGUUUAGAUGCAUAAACUGUUGCUUGUAGAAGAAGAAAAAACUGUGAAUAUAUGGAGAGGUAUAUAGCAGUUUAAUAGCAGUUACGGAAAUAUCAGUUGCCAGUAGAUAUCACCAGGUGUGUACCUGAGGGUUGUUUGUUUCAUAUGUGCUUCUUGUUUAUGAAAUCCCAAAAUAGACCUCCCCAUUUCAUUUUAUUAAGGUAAAAUUUUGGCAGAAGGAUUUGUUGGGCCUAUGUUGGGGCAUAUUGGCUGUUUGUCAGUCCGUAUUACCCUAUAAAGGCUUACAUGAUAUGAAUAUUGCUGCCAUUUUCUUCACCACAGUGUUGCUCUUUGACCAUUAUGUUUUAUAUACUGUUUGGUUGUGGUGUUUGUGGAGAAACCCACAAGAGUGUUGCUAUAUAUUGUAAUAUGCUUUUUUGCAUUCUAUAAUAAUUUAAAGCCAGAAUAGCUGAAUUGAAAGCCAAGCUGACUUUUUUUUCAGUUUGGUUAUUUUGACUAAAUUUCCAAGGGGUUAGUCACUCUGUGUCCGGAUAAACUAUGACCCAAAAUGCAGCGUCUCAGUAAAGCAAUAUAUAAUCUAAAAUAAUUAGAAAUAUAGAUAUUAUAAGGCCUUAGUGUGGCCAUAUUUUACGUAAAUAUAGAAUGGUCCGAGACAAUCUAAGGUAACAAAUACAAAAUGAGACCGGUUUGAGAAGACAGGCCAAUAGAUCUAGGAUACCUGAAAUAAGAAUAGUUAAUAACAAGCCAAGGUCAAAAUAGCCAAAUUGAAAUUCAAGAUAAAUGCACUCUCUGAAUACCAGUAAAUGGAAACCACGACAGGGUACUGAUGAAAAUCUAAAAUGUGUUUAAAUAUCCCUAAGAUGGUAGAGAUUGGUCAGAAAUGCCAUUGUGAUGCCAAAGUAUGUGUGUGCGUCUGUGAUGCCCGCGUGCAAUUAUGUCAGCAUAUAGGUGAAGCUAUAAACCGGCUCAGCCCUGAAGCGGCUGGCGCAUGGGAGACGGCACAUAACGGCAUCCACCGUAUGAUCUGUAUCCUUCUAGGGUUGUAGCUGCCCUGCUCGGCCAUGUGAUUGUGCCUCUCCUUCCUCUGGUUUUACAAGAAAUGUACUUUUACGUGGAAAGCAUGAGUCAUCUCCAAAUAUUUUAAAGAACUUUUUAACUGAGAAUACUUAAGGUUAUCAAGAAAAGAUCUCUUGGUCUUGAGGGUUCUUCUCAGAGUGGAAUGGCAAACAUCCAUAUUGCAAAACAGAAAGUAAUGUAAACUACACCUUUCAUCUGUUAGAGUGCAUUUUGAUGUGCAAUCCGUUUUGAAUGAUGCCUUUUUCUCAGUAUUGGAAUGCAAUUCUUGUAUAUGCUCCAUAACGCACACUACAUCUUCAAAACUUGAAAUCCUUUACUCAUGAAGAAUUGGCUACUCUUUAAGUGAUAUAUCAAUUUGUUUUAAAUACAUAUUAUAUAUAAAUAUCUAGAUAAUAAAAUGAAUGAGCUGCAAAUGAUAGCCUUUUCCCUAUUAUUUUGUCCUAUAGUUAUUCAUCUUAAUUUUAAUUAUAGUGUGUGCAUUGCAAAAGCCUAUGAAACAAUUUCAAUGGGUCAUGAAAUUAAACUGGAGUGAAAGGGAUUAUUCUGGUUUUAUUUUUAUCUUGGACACACUAGCUCAUAAGACUGUGAGCAGAAAGAAAAUGAUUUAUUUUAGUAUCUAUUUGUAAUUACCAAGGAAAGUAGUGCAAAAAGCUGCUUUAGAUGAAAGUGUUCAUUGUUCCAGUGAAAAUGUGUGGAAAAGCCUAGCGCUUCUUUGUUUGGAAUACCUAUUUAACUGUACAUUUUGAAGGACAAACUAAAGUCACUCAGGCCACUUUAUCUUAAUGCCAUGGUCCUAUAAUUUUAACCUUUCCAUAUAAAAAUUACAGUUUUUGUAUAAAUAUCAGUUUUCAUGGAAGGGUUAAAUGCAACUCUAAUGGUUGUCUUCCUGACCGUACUAAAGGGGCUUCUGCCUCUAUAGUUAAACUUGGCUAUUAAAUCGGAUUGUCUCAAAGAGAUUAUUGGAUUGGCGCAGCGCAACAUUUAGCUGUGCGUGCUGUCUAUCCUCCCAAUGUUUUUCUAUGGGGAAACAUUGGAUUGGCUGAGAUCAUUAAUCUUUAUGAUCUCAGCCAAGGAGGCGGAGCAACUGCGGGGAGAUUAGCGUGGCAAUGGGAUUAAAGGUUAGUAAAACUCAGCUUUUCGAACUCUCACAACAGGUGGGCCAAAACUGUUCUUAUCUGCCGUCACAUUCUAUGUUUCUAAAAGCUGCACAUGUAUAUUUUUUCUUUGUUCAAUACUGAACCAAUAAAAUCAUGAGGAAAUAGCAAUGUGUUUGUUCUGGCAGUGUUUCUAUUAUAAAAACUGAAUAGAAACUUGUUUGAGCAGGUCCCUCGUCUUCUACUGUUGCUAUACGUCUAAUUUUCUCUAAACUAAAUGUUUGUUAGUAUACCUUUUGUACAGCGAUGCAGAAUAUGUUGAUGCUAUAUAAAUAACAUGCUUUACUUUAAAGGGACGCUCCAUUGCCAAAAUUUAAAAACCACUGUUUAAUACAUAUACUUCCAAUGAAAACAUGCAUGUAUGUAAUUAAAUAUCUAUCUAUCUGGACCUGACAAAUUUGCUUUAAAUCUAGAAGUCUGUUAAAAAUGUUAAGAGCCAGGUUUUCUUUAAUCUUACAAAGCUUUAUUUUUACUGCCAAAAUUAAAAUUCUUAAAGGGACACUAUAGUCACCAGGAUCACUACAGAUGAUUUAGUGGUUCUGUUGUCUAUAGCCUGUCUCUGCAGGGUUUUCAAUGUAAACACUGCCUUUUCAGAGAAAAGGCAGUGUUUACAUUUCUGCCUAGUAACACAAGUAAUGUCAGUCAAACAGAUGGCCGCUAAAGUGCUUCCUAUCUCAGCAGCACCUAUAUUAAGUGUAUCCACACUCUGCAUGGAGGCACUGAACAUUCCCCAUAGAGAUGCAUUGAUGAGAUGCUGAUUGGUGCAGCGUUUUGGAGCACAUGCGCAAUAGCUUCCCAAUACUUUUCCUAUGGAUAUAAUCAAGCUUGAUGAUCUUUGCCAUAGAGGCAGGGCAAGACGCAGGGAGACAGGCACAGCAUGGGGAAGAAAGGAGAGUAAAAAAAAAAAAAAAAACUAAAAAACAUUCCCAUGUAUAAGGUUGAAUCAUGCGAUCGGAGGGUGGCUUGUUGUCUGGUCAUACUGUAGGCAGCUGGCAAGGAAGCUCUGCUCCUUCCACAGCCACUUAGUGAUGCUGGGGGCAGAGUGACAUCAUAACCUGGAUCAAGGCAUCACUGCAGGGCGCUGGGGGAAGUACUGGAAGAGCACAGACAUCAGAGCUCGCUGGCCGCCCGCCUUCAUUCUCCCUUCCUGAUACAGCACAUUCAGGCAGAAUAUGCAUCUGCUAUCUGUAAAAAAAAAACAAACAGGUUGCCUAGGCUUGCCUUAGCACACAGCUGACCAGCUUUUGGCUCUCUUUUGUAAAAUGAAAAGCAGAUACACUCUUCAUACAUAAAGCUUUUCAGGGGGGGUUUCUUAGUUUUUUUUCUUGCCAGGUCUGGACGUUAAAAUGAGCCAGUACAGCCUGUUGUAUUAGUUAUGAUGCCAGGUUACCCUGGAGCCUAUCCCCGGUAAGAAGGCAAUCUUUCUUUUUUUUUUUUUUUUGUUUUUUUUUUUUUGCAACUUACCUGGGUCCCUCCGGAUGGUAAGCCUCAGGGUUUGGGGCUGAAUGGUAUCUGGUUUCUGUAGUGCAUCUCUUCUUAAAGUACAUAUUUCUCUUCAUUCCAGUUUUAUAUUCCUUUUGUUGAUAAAACUGGGGUUCGCCCUCAUCAUUGCAAAUUGCAUCAAACCUAGAUACGUUGUUUGUCUGAGAGUGCAGGUUGUCAAACAUUUAUGUUGAUAUUCUGUCAUUCAAAUGUUCUUUAUGCAACAGAGGAGAGGGUGGUCUCUGAAUCCUGGGUAGGGGGGAUAUGGUCAACGUUUCAGCUCUUGUACAGAUGAAAGCUCUGUACAAGAGCUGAAACGUUGACAGUUUGGAACUGUAAGAAUAAAGAAGAACUUAUCUUUUUUUUACCAAAUCCUGGAGUGCCGAUAUUUCUUUCAAUAUUUAUACUUUAUGUGAUCAGAGCAUCAGGUAUUUAUUUUGUUAAAGUUGGAGUUCAGGAGCUUUGGAGAGAGAGAAUUUGUUCAGUUCUUAUUUGUCUUCAAACUGCUCCUAAACAGUGCUGACAGAUUCUUGUAAACAUAACCGAGCUGUAGUGGUUAUGUUGCUUAGUGUCCCUUUAAAUUACUUGUGGUUUGAAAAGUGAUUUUAGCAAAAAAAAUUUAUGUGCUAAAAUAUUGCUACAUAUGAGCACAAGCUGGAUAGCUAUUAUCAUAGACCACAAUCAAUGUAGUUAAUUUCACAAGUAUAGAAGCCUUAGGUCAUACUGUGAUCUAAUUCAAGCUUCACUUUCAAAGCAAUGUCCUUGAAAAUCAAAUCUUAAAAGUGUACUUCAAAUUGUAAAGAUUGAAAAAAUUAUGUAAAUCGUGCUUUUGUUGGCAGUAUUUGAGAACCAACUAUAAGAGGUUUGCGUGUUGCUUAAUACCUCACUGUUUUGUGAAUUGUCUCCUCAUUUAAUUUUUUUCCAUGUGCAACACUAGUUCUUUAUGUUUACAGGAAUCAAAUAACCAUGAAGUGAAGAUUCAAAGUACUGUAUCACUCUCACAGAGAGUCCAUCUGUACUUCUGCCACUACAGUGUACAGUCCACGAAUAAGCUUCUCUCGACGACCUAUGUUGAAGGUGCUUGCAUUCCUGCAGAAAGGUGUAUGCUUUAAUACACAAACUCUAGUUUAAUGACUGAAGAAGAUACUCCGUUUAUAAUGGAGGAUUAUACCACCAGGACCUAUGGAACAGGUGGCCUGGACAACAGACCUUUGUUUGGGGAAACCUCUGCUAGGGUAAGCAUGCAAUAUAUUUCUGGUAUGUUUUCAAUUCUAUAUAUACAUAUAUGGCAGGGGUGGUCUUGUCCGUAAGAGCCUCAUGUUAACAUUUAGAAAUAUUCAAGAGCUCCAAUUUAAUUUAUUGGAGUAUUCAACAGAAUCAAAUAUUGUCUCAUUUCAAAUAUUAUCCCAUGUGUCUCAUUCCCACAGUCCUUCCAAUGUGUCUCAUUCCCACAGCCUCCUUUCCUUGUGUGUCUCAUUCCUUUGCAGCACCUCUAUUCAUGGGUUUUAUUCCCUCCCCACCAUCUGUCUUAUUUCCUUAGCACUCCCACCCUCCACAUGUCUCAUUCAUUCUCCCAGUACCUACAUUCAUGUUUAAUUCCAGCCCCACCAUGUGUCUUACCCCUCCCACACCCCUUCCACAUGUGCAAGCUUGUGUAAAGUGGUCGAGCCAUGGACCCCAGUAAAGUAGCUUGUUUCCCUCCACUGGUUUAACAGGAAGCAGUUUGGCACCAUCAGUUCACGGUUCCUGUCAGACCGGGUAGAGGGAAACAAGCUCCUCGUCUGCAGCUUGGCCACAAUACAAGGAAUAAAUAGUAGGGUGGGAGCGCUGUGCAGUGUGCUCCCCUCCUGCUGCCAGCCGGAUCAAAACCAUGGGACAGUGUCCACAGACUACUUGCAAUCCAACCACAACAGCAUGUAGUGGUUCUGGUGUUUGUAGGCUGUCCCUUUUAAAAAAAAAAAAAAAAAAAAAAAACCUAAUAGCAGCUGCUACCUGUUGGAGAAAUUCAGCCCCCCAACCUUAACUAGACCAAAACAUUUAUGAUUAAAGGGACACUAUAGUCACAAAAACAACUUUAGCUUAAUGAAGCUGUUCUGGUGUAUAGAUCAUGCCCCUGCAGUCUCACUGCUCCAUUUUCUGCCAUUUAGGAAUUAAAUCACUUUGUUUAAAUAGCCCUAUUCAUACCUCAAAUACCUACUGUAAAUAGGCAUUUAAUGUUUAAACUUACUUUAUUGCAAAUUCUGUUUAAUUUAGAAUUUAUCUCCUACUCUGUUAAUAGCAUGCUAGACCCUGCAGAAGAAAGUUUAAUUUACAGAGCAGGGGAUAAAAACUUUGAAAUGAAGUUACAUGUGAUUGAAAAUGAAACCAUUUUGUUUUAAUGCAGGCUGUGUCAGUAACAGACAGGGGAGGUGUGCCUAGGGCUGCAUAAACAGAAACAAAAGUGAUUUAACUUAUAAAUGGCAGAGAAUUGAACAAUGAGACUGCAGGGGCAAGAUCUAUACACCAGAACAGCUUCAUUAAGCUAAAUUUAUUUUGGUGGCUAUAGUGUCCCUUUACAAUAUUACAGAGAUGAUAUAAAUGGACAGUAUAACCAUUAUACAGCACUAUGGCACUUGCUGGUGCUGUAUAAAUAAUAAUAAAAGGCAGUGGCAGGGUCAUAUCAGCAGAUGAGCUCACACUGAUCUCUCCUUGCAUAAAUUAUGCAUGCAAAUGUUUUGUGAAAAGUGGGUAAGGUUAUGCAGCUCAAAGCUGCAAUUGUUUUUAAUUUUUUUUAGAAACAUUUAUUGCAAAUGACUAUGGGAAAAAACUAAGCAUGAAUACGAGACCAAAAUGCACUUGUGUUAGAACCUCAAAUGUAACUAUAGUGUCCCUUUAAGACAACCAUAUCUCAGAAGCACUUUGGCGUACCACCGAUGAUUAAGUCCUUUAAUAUUCUCUGUGCGCAAGUCUUUUGACUUCUUAUUACCAUAAAGCCAUACUCGGCAGGCUUCUUUCCAAUGAUCUCCAGCUAACUUGUGCAUGUUCUCUUCAAUGAUUCAUAGAAUACCAGAGUAUUUACAUUGUUUAAGUCUUUGUCUUUUUUGAAAAGAGCAGAGUUUUAUGUUAGACCAGGCCUCCUGAAUAGUAAAUGGUUCUAGCCUUAAAGAAGUGCACUCCUAAUAAGAUCCUACCUCAUCGAGUGAAAAAUAAAAUGCAUGUUGGAUGCCUUGUUUCUAUCCCGAUUUUGUGUUUGGAAGCAUACCCACCUAUUUGGGUGGUGUUAACUUUAUUUGUUUAUAAUUAUCUACAUAAUUAUAUAAUAUGAUAAACAACGGCUCAUAUACCCUGGACAGUUUAGUUAACUGGCAUAUAUGGCAUGCACAAAUCCAAGACCUGUUGAAAAAUAAAAUAAAUAAUUCAGUGAGACUUGGGUGUAUCUGUAGGUCUAUAAUAAAAGCGGACUUGCAGUUUUGAAAUCUAUUUACUUAGAAGUUUAAUUUGUAUAAAUGCCGUAACGCAAACGUAAUUCCUGGCUCUGCUGUAUCUGGAAGGGAGCUGAGAUGGAUCAUUAUACAGCUGAUGUGAGUGACUAUCCAGUCACAGUUUACAUGUAUUUUAAUAUUUCAUUUUAUGCUUUUUAGGAUAGAAUCAUCAAUAUCAUUGUUGGUGGAGUAACAUCCCUAUUCGCUCUAGUGAGUAUGUUUAAUUUUCUUUUUUUUUAUUUAUUUAGAAUAUGAUACAGCAUGUGAGCUGGUAAAAUGAAGGAAACCAUUAGGGUAAUUUUUUUUUAUUGUUGUCAAAUAUUCACUAUUUGGAGUAAAAACUUUCAAUUCCACUUCAGUUUACAGGAGUGUGAAAAAAAAAAAAAAAAAGUACUCCUCAGAGGCUAAAGCGGAAGCCCAAUCUACUUGUCUUGACAAAAUAAAGUAAAUUACAAAGAUUGGGAUCCAUACCCAGAGCCCAGACAUUUACAGGGCUAAUUGUUAAGCUCUGAAUUUUCAUAAAUUAAAUCUUAAUGGAAACACUGAGGCAAAAAUAGAUGAACUGGUAUCCUCCUAGCCACAACAUGGCUAUUUUUGCUCCCAUUUUGCAAAAAUUCACUUUUAUGAAUUACCCUGAGUGUCAUACCUUCUUCACUGCAAACACUGCCCUUUCAGGUGCCUGAGAGUGAUACGGGAACUUGAGAGAUCUGCUAGGGCACAGGGGCCUUUAUUUACAGAGGAAGCGUAGAAACCAGAAAGGAGCAGACAGGAAGCAGUGUCCGGUGGUCAAGGCUGGCAGCAAAGAAACAAGGUCAAGGGUCAAGCCAAAGGUCAGAAGUCAUUUGACUGCCUCUCACCCCUUGCAGACGGAGCACCACUGGCUGUUUACAAGGAGCAGGCACUCAGUGCCAUGCCAAAGACCCUGCCUCUUUAAUUACUGGACAGCCCUCCUGUGGCUACAUCAAAAGAAUUGUCCAUAAAAUUAAGAGACAAGAUCAUCGCCCUUCACAAACAAGAAACAGGAUACAAAUAGAUAGGAAAACACUGAAAUGUUCCUAGAGACACUGUUGGAAGCAUAGUUCGCAAGUUCAGAGUUGAAAGAACAGUGGUUACACUAACUGGAUGGGGCAGAAAAAGGAAGCUAUCAGUGGCCAGAUUUCUGAGAAGGCAGGUUUAAAAAAAAAAAAAAGAGUGACGGAGGGCGGGGCCGGGCGGCCAUGCUAGCAGGCUGCAAGUCACUAUGGCUCCUUAGGAAUACACAAUUUUUGGUGAAAACUCACCUUACCCUGCUUGCAACACCCUGGAAGUCUGUAGUAAAGGUCCUGGAGUGUCCCGGUGCAGCUGGAACACCCAAUCUCUGGUGAUUCUGGGUCCUGGGGGCUGAAGCAUACCCAGGAGGGGAGUGGAGUGGACGGCCGCUGCCUCGCUUUCUGCCCCGGCUGAUAUUAAACUACAGCGUACCUGGACCCCCCCGGUCCCGUUCACCCCCUCCCUAUGGACCGGCGGGGGUUAUCCCGGUCCCCACCAGGCCAGUUACCACCUAUGCAGCCCAACUGAGCAGAUCAACGCCUAAAGCAAACACUGCAAUGCGGCCUUACCAAAAUGGCCGACAGCGAUUACACUAGCUACCAAGGAUGAACCCUCUGUGGUGCGCUGCAGCAUUGCCUGUGAACCUCACAAUCUGAGCUGACAUCGUGGGGAUUUCCACAUUGCCCUCGACCUCCACUGUGAACAUUCCUGGAGUAAAAUUAAAGACAGGCACGAACCACAGUGGUCUGUGAUUCUUUUACUUACCCACACUGCGGCUGCAAUCCCUAGGAGCGGGCGCGGUGCCUACCUUAAAUGAGUGCACCUCACCAACGCUUCCCAAACCGAUGCCAGCGAAUAGCACUGGAAGUGCACUCAGGGAAAUCAUCCCCAGACGCCGACUCCAUUUUACUGAAGCCCGCACCUGGACAAUGUCACUUGGAAAGCACCUAGCCUAUACCUGUUCAACAACCGGGAAGCCUGUUAAUACUGGUAGGCAGACACUGCGCCCCUUGGCGGGACUUUGGGAAUCAGCGGGCCACCUGGGUGCACAACCUUAUGUCUUGGAAUAGGCUGCCUCUCUUAUCCUCUGCAUCGUCAGAGCCAGCGGCAACCUCAAUUUUAAACGAUAUGCAACACCUAAGGCACGCACCGUGUAUUAUACCAAUGAUAGCCCCAACAGUUGCCACUUGGGCUGCAUUUACUGAUUAGCAUGCAUACCCUCAGUUAAUGUUCACGAAGAGUUUGUUUAUUUUCAUGCCUUCUGCUGACUGCUUAAUAUGUGACAACAUGACUGGUGGUAUCCUACCUUCAUACCUAUGUUGGCUAAGCUUAUGACCUAAAAACUCAAUAGAAAUGUCAGUAUGUUUAUCUGUAUUAGUAUCUCAUAUGUCAUAACUUAUAACUGACAAAUUAGACUAACUCUUGAUGAAACCGUAAAACUUUAAAUAGUGCUGUGAAACAGACAUGUGAAGCUCUUUGCUGGAUGAUGUGUUCUGUUGAUACUAUUUGCAAUGUCUAUGAUUAUAUGUGAAACCUGCAAAGCACUACAAAAAUAAAGAAUUAUAAUAAAAAAAAAAUUAAAAAAAAAGUGACUGUCACGGCAAGGGUGUAUAAUUUAUUAUUACACUAUGGAAUAUCAUCAUUUAAUGUAAUUUGUGUAGUAAAUGGCACAAAUUACAGACAUGCUAUGGCUGAGGUCAACAGGGGUUACAUCUUUUGAAGCUGGGACCACCACAGAGGUCAGAUGACAGAAGGGGUAGUGUGAAUGGCAUAGCAAUGUGAAAAGGAUUUUACUAUAUGGAUGUGAAGUCUGCAAGGUGUGAGGUUCUACACUUGGGAAAAGUCUGAAUGUCUCUUCAUCCAUUUGGCAUGUACCUUGUAAAGGAUAGUUCAAUCCUUUGAAAUGGUAAUGGGAUUCGUUUCAUGAAGAUCCUUGUGUUCCAGUAUCUUAUCCAAGUGAAACGUUCAUACUUACCCACAGGUUAAUAAUUAAGCCUCAUUUUUAUUAUAUUUGGAAUGGGACAAGCCCAAUCUUUUAAUUAAGCCCAAACAUGAGUUGCACAACUUAAACCGUGUGGCAGGACUUGUGAUGUCCGUCCUAUUGGAUCGUGGGCGGGUUGUGCAACAUGUCUUUGGAAUGGGAAAACAAUAACAAAUUCAUAGAGGCAAUUAUUAUUUCUGUGGCAAGUACAGUAGAGGAGAUAAAACCAAAAGUCUGUAUGUGGCUUGCUGGUUUCUGGAACAAAGGAGGUGGUCACUUAGUAUCCCUAUUGCUCCCCCCCCGGAUGAGGCGUGGCAAUUCAUAGGGUAUAUCUCCUGUGAUUCUGAAGGGUGUUUGUGUACUUGUUUGGGGCCAAGAUCUAAUUUUGAGUGAGUCACCAUCUUUCCUUGCCAGAGACCCCCUGGACAGAAGUUGUACUUUGAAAACCUAGUGAGUAAUUAGGACUUCUGUUUUUUUAUCCUUUUUAUUUUUACCUGUUGUUGGUGUAAAUAAUUUGUUUAUGAUAUAUUUUUAUAUGCACUGUGACCAUUUUUUUUGCUCAUAAUAAACAUUCAUUUAUUAAGUUCUGCCUUUGUCUGGUUAAGAAUCACGUUACCUGAAGAGACUAGUUAGUAUUUUUAUAAUUCCUUAAAUAUUGUGCUAAGUAAUAUUUGGUGGGUUUUAUUAUUGAUUUACCUGGGGGACCAAGGCACCCCAUUUAUAAAUUGUCUUGGUGGUGGCAGCGUUAAAAUAGUAAUAGUUAUAUUAUUAUGUUUAAGUGUGGGUGGUGUUAAAGGGGGAUUUUGUCAUUAUUUCCGGUCUAGUGCAGACAAAUAGUGAACGUUAACCCUUUCACCACCACAACUACGUCAUGCGCACUCUUGGAGUAGUGUGCGUUCGUGACAGUGACUAUGAAAAAGCUUUAGCAAGACUUACACCACUACUGACCCAAAUGAAAAAUUGGCUUCAAUAUGCUCAAAAUCAUAUAAAGAAGCCACAGAAGUUUUGAGAUUCUGUUUUGUGGAGCUAUGAAACAAAACUGAAACUUUUCAGCCUAAUAGAUCAGCGGUAUGUCUGAGGACGAAUGAAGCAUACGCUGAAAAGAACUCUCUGCCUGUAGUGAAGCAUGGUGGUGGCUCGAUGAUGCUCUGUGGCUGCUUUGCAUCCUCUGGCACUGGAAACCUGCAGCAUGUGGAAGGCAAGAUAUACUACUUAACCUGUCCAAAACAGAACUUCUGGUCUUUCCUCCCUCAAGUGUUGCUACUCCCUUUUUUCCCUCCAAGUCAAUGGCUACCAUCAGCUCUACCUCGCAGGCUCACUGCUUAGGUGUUCUUUGACUACAGCCUCUCCUUCACCCCUCCUGUCCAAUUAAUCACCAAAUCCUGCCACUUCCAUCUCAGAAGCCCUAUGUAAUGCCUGAUACAGCUAAGGUGCAUGUCCAUGCCUCUGUCCUCUCUCGCUUUUGCUACUGUAAUGCGCUUCUCAGUGGUCUUGCGUAUACCCAAUUUGCCCCGCUACAGUCUACAAUAAAUGCGGCAGCGAGGCACAUCUUCCUAUCAGCCCAUGCCUCCCCCCUAUAUUGGUUUCCCAUAACAUAAGUCUCAAUUUAAAAUCCUGGUACUUGAUUACAAAUCUCUACAUAAUGUUGCUCCGACCUACUUAUCCUCACUAAUACACAAAUAUGUCCCAUCUAGGCCCCUACGGUCUGCCAAAGACUUACGUCUAACCUCUGGUGUUCGCAUUAAAGACUCCUCUAGGGCUGCACUAUUCCUAUGGCGCGCCCUUCCCCUCUCUUUUAGACUUUUACCCAAUCUCCGCUCCUUCAAAAAAAUCUUUGAAAACUUACUUCUUCAGAAAAGCAUAUCAAUUAAACUGUGAACAGCUUUCCUUCCCAGCACCCUGAUUCCUUUCCUGCAACUGUCAUCAAAACACAAAGUCCUCCGUGAAUACUAACCUUGCAACCUACUUUUCUACCCUACUCUUACCCUUUGUGUCACUAUACCCCACUCCCUCUGCAGGGCCCCCAAUUCCUCGGUUCCUUUGUGUCCAACUCGACUGGUUACAACUACGUGUCUGUUAGCCCCCCAUUGUACAGUGCUGUGAAACUUGUUGGCGCUUUAUAAAUAAUAAUCAUCGAAGUACCAGGAAACCCUAGGAAAAAACGUCAACUCGUCUGUGAGAAGGCUUAAACUUUGGCUUCAUUUGACCUUUCAACAAGAAAACAAAUUCCACCAAAGCUUGGUUACAGAAGAAGACUGGAAAAUUCUACAGUGGCCAUCACAGUCACCUGAGUGCUAAGGGAUUCAGGGACACUGCAUCCAGGUCUUUCAAUGUAUAUUAUCCCUUUAAGACUCUCCUGGAUAUUGGAGAUAUAACGUCUGUAAAACCACUGACCUAAAUAAUGACACGUCAUUUUCUGUAAAUCACAACUUUAACUUUCAUUUUCUCAGACGCUGUUGGGAAUGUAUAUGUAAUAUCAGUGUGCUGACUAUGGUGAAUGAGGGGUGUUUAGUAGUACCCCAAUUUGUAAUUAUUAUUUUUAGCCGAUUUACCCAAUACAGUAAAGGAGGCAAUCUGUUACCAAUAGAACUUGCAUUUGUUUUAAUUGUCUGUAAUUAUGUGAGGUUGAAUUUGUUUUUUCUAUCCACACAGGUAACACUUAUCAGUGCUUUUGUCUUUCCUCAACCACCUCCAAAACCAUUGAAUGUAUUCUUUGCAUUCUGCAUAAUUUUGUGCUCUAUUACAUGUCUCGUACUGGUAAGUAUUAUUAACGUGAAGUGCCGCCCCUCGUGUGCAUACAGUGGGGUACCCUAACUGAAAAGCUAUAAAUAUUUUGAUGGAUCACUAAAUUCUGUGCAUAUGUGUGUAUGAAUGUACCAUACUACUAGUGUUCCAAUAUACAGUGAGGGGAAAAAAAAUAAUUUAAUCCCCCUGCUGAUUUUGAACGUUAUCCCACUGACAAAGAAAUGAUCAGUCUAUAAUUUUAAUGGUAGGUGUAUUUUAACAGUGAGAGACAGAAUAACAAAACAAAAAAAAUCAAGAAAAACUCAUGUCGAAGUUAUAAAUUGAUUUGCAUGUCAAUGAGUAAAACAAGUAUUUGACCCCUCCGACUUGAUGGCAAGACCCUUGUUGGCAAUCACAGAGGUCAGACAUUUCUUGUAGUUGGCCACCAGGCUUGCACACAUCUCAGGAGUGAUUUUGGCCCACUCCUCUUUGCAAAUCCUCUCCAAGUCAAUAAGGUUUCGAGGCUGACGUUGGGCAACUCGAACCUUCAGCUCCCUCCACAGAUUUUCUAUAGGAUUAAGGGCUGGAGACUGGCUAGGCCACUCCAGGACCUUAAUGUGCUUCUUCUUGAGCCACUCCUUUGUUGCCUUGGCUGUGUGUUUGGGGUCAUUGUCAUGCUUGAAUACCUACCCAUGUUCAAUGCCCUGGCUGAGGGAAGGAGGUUCUCACUAAAGAUUUGACGGUCCAACAUCCCUCUGAUGCGGUGCAGUUGUCCUAUCCCCUUAGCAGAAAAACACCCCCAAAGCAUAAUGUUUCCACCUCCGUGUUUGACAGUGGGGAUGGUGCUCUUGGGGUUAUAGGCAGCUUUCCUCCUCCUCCAAAUACGGCAAGUUGAGUUGAUGCCAAAUAGCUAAAUUUUUUUAUCUCAUCUGACCACAACACUUUCACCCAGUUCUCCUCUGAAUCAUUCAGAUGUUCAUUGGCAGACGGGCCUGUACAUUUCUUGAGCAGGGGGACCUUGCGGACGCUGCAGGAUUUCAGUCCUUCACGGCGUAGUGUGUUACCAGUUGUUUUCUUGGUGACUAUGGUCCCAGCUGCCUUAAUAUCAUUAACAAGAUCCUCCUGUGUAGUUCUGGGUUGAUUCCUCAUCGUUCUCAUGAUCAUUGAAACUCCACGAGGUGAGAUCUUGCAUGGAGCACCAGACUGAGGGAGAGUGACAGUUAUUUUGUGUUGCUUCCAUUUGCGAAUAAUCGCACCAGCUGUUGUCACCUUCUCACCAAGCUGCUUGGCAAUAGACUUGUAUCCCAUUCCAGCCUUGUGUAGCUCUACAAUCUUGUCCCUGACAUCCUUGGACAGCUCUUUGGUCUUGGUGGAGAGCUUGGAAUCUGAUUUGCUUCUGUGGACAGGUGUCCUUUUUACAGAUAACUAGCUGAGAUUAGGAGCACUCCCUUUAAGAGAGUGCUCCUAAUCUCAGCUCGCUAUAUGUAUAAAAGAUACCUGGGAGCCAGAAAUCUUACUGAUUGAUAGGGGAUCCAAUACUUAUUUCACUCAUUGACAUGCAAAUCAAUUUAUCCAUGUGUUUUUCUGUUUUGUUUUUUUGUUUGUUAUUCUGUCUCUCUUUUAAAUCAUUCUUUAUUUUUAUUGUGCGUUAUAUAUCAAACAAGCUUGGUUAGACAUUUCAUAGUAGUAUAGAUGACAACAUACAUAAAGAUGUAGGUUUGACAGGAAAUGUCAAAAACACUGCACAUUUUAUAGUUAACGCGAAAAAACAUCAAGAACACAAUUCUAUAGAGUUAACAGAAAGAAUGUGAUAAGAUAUAGGUUAGAACAGUAGUUAAUUGUAAGAUAUGAUUACCACUGGGUGAUAAGGUUCAGCUGCAGAAAGGAUACCUUUGUAGAAUAAAACUUAAACCUCGCUAAAAUUUAUGCCCUAUACUGACAGACUGAUAAUACAGAGGCUAACAGCUCAGGAUGAGGAACAUACUUUUGUAAAACAAUAUUAAUGUUGGUGGACAUGCACUUUUAACUGCUCCUAUAUCACAAAUUGAUUAAGACGAUGUAGAAAAGAGAAGUAUGGCAGCCCCCCGUGAGAGACCCCCCCACCAACUCAGACCUUCGCUGUGUCAGAUAAGAAAAUUGGUGUGAAAGUCCCAGCACACUGACAGGUUCCUCAGAAUCCGCUCCACCAGCCCUAAGCCCCAUUAAAGGUGCCCCCAGUGCUGGCAGACCACUCUCGAGGGUGUUUGGUUGCAAUGAGCAGAUCUCCCCUCCACUAGACUCAAGCCUCAAGUAAGGGAGGGCAGGAACCAUUUGCAGAUGUCUAGUAUGCGCAGAAAUAUUGCCGGCAGCCUCCACUUCCAAGCCGAGGUACAGUGAUGCCAUGUAGCGUCUGCAUUUGCCUGAACAGAGCCCAGGAGAUGCCAUGAGUGUAUAAGGGAGCUCCUCCACCGGAUGGGUGAGGGAUCAGAUCCCACAGGGCUGCUGCGGUGGCCAUCUUGGAAUCUCAGCACUGGAGCUCGGGCUGCAUGCCACAUCGAUGCCAGCUGCUAUGCCUUCCAGUGGGGACCGGGAUAACCCCCACCGGUCCAAAAAGGGAGGGGGGACCAGCGGGAUGGAAUCUCAGGAGCCAAUGUGUUGCGAUCAGGCGCGAGAGUAGAGAGGCAGCCGUCCACUUUGCUCUCGGCCCAAUAGGCCGCAGGCCUACAAUCCCUUCUCUGGGCUUCAUAAUCAGCGGGGAUCAAAUAAUUUUUCCCCCUCAAUGCAUGGUUAGAUGUUCCAACUGUUUUCUUAAAUGUCAAGGCAACUAAGACCUACAGUCACUGUGCAGAUUGUAUUUAUUGAUCUCUUAAAUUAAAAGGGGCACUUUGGGUUGACGUUUUAUUCUAUUUAUAAUUUAAAAAAAAGGAAAUAAAAAUAUGCGGGUGCUGCAGCUUUUACAAUCAGCUCUUACUAAACAAAGAAGUACCUCCACCAAUAAUGAUCAAUUUUAUUGCAGCAAUGAGUAAUGCUGUAUUGGCAACACACUGGUUUCUUGAAGUUUAAGUUCAGUUGUGGCUUUAUAAUAUUAUUGUCCUGACACCCUUUUCAGUAAAAUGGAAAAGCACUGCACUGUGGGUGGAAACAACUGAAAAAGUGGGCUUGUAGAGUAAAACAAAAAAAGCUAUCUUUCACAACUGUAACCUAAAUUUUUAUUAAACCUAAUGUAACAGUUCACCAAUGUAUUUUUUUUUUAAUGAUUACUUAUUCUUUAUAAUGGUAAUAUGGGUUACAAGGAUUAUAUGGGGAUUAGUUAGACUAAAAUAUCCAAGAUGCAGCUAUAGUGGUGUAGGAGAAUAUUCCUAAACUAUUGUUUUGGCCUUAAAGGAUCACUAUAGUGCCAGGAAAACAAACUUGUUUUCCUGACACUAUAUCAUCCUUAGGACCUUCCCUUGGUGCUGAAGGGGUUAAAACCCCUUCAGUUACUUACCUUAAUUCAGUGCUGGUGACCUCUCCUCUCCCACCAGCUCCUGAGUGGAGCGGAAUGCGCAUGUGCACAUUCAAACAGUCCAUAGGAAAGCAUUUUUCAAUGCUUUCCUAUGGACAUUCUGCACGCUGAAUGCGAUUUUCGCAUCCAGCUUCGCAGAAGCGCCUCUAGCGGCUGUCAGGAAGACAGCCACUAGAGGCUGGAUUAACCCUGCAAUGUAAACAUAGCAGUUUCUCUGAAACUGCCAUGUUUACAUCUGAAGGGUUAAAACCUGUGGGACUUGGCACCCAGACCACUUCAUUGAGCUGAAGUGGUCUGGGUAACUAUAGUGUCCCUUUAAGUGUGCUACUCGCAACAAUAUGCAGACUGUUUCAUUUACUUCAGUGUUGUGGUGAGGCACACCACCAUCCAAUUUUCACAACUUAUCUAGUUUUUGUAGUGGAGGAGGUACACACUUUUCCCCCAAGUUCUCUCCUGGCCCAUUUAGUAUUAGUUUUUUGAUUAUGAUAAGUGAGGCACAAUAACUGGAUAUAUCCUGUCAUUGUUUUAAAUAGAACAUGUAAUCCACUUGUAUGUACAGUAUUCUGGGUUCAUCCAAACCUGAUUUGGGAAGAAGGUGAAUACCAUACUCAUACAUUAUCAAUUUAAAACAAAAUACUUUUUUUGUUUUACACACAUUUGUGCAAAACUGGAACUGACUUUUACUUUCAAAAUAUUGAUACAUUGAUUUAGAUGAGACAAGUAAAUUUUAAAUUAAACUGAACUAUAAAAAUAUUUAGGUCAAAAAUUGCUGCUGUUGCUAAUAGCAAAUUGAAUAUGCAGUAAUAACACUGUAGGAUGUUUUUAGCACAUGAAUAAUUUUUAUAAUUUUCUUCAUGCUGCAGAUUUUUUGGUACCGACAAGGAGACCUGGAACCUAAAUUUAGAAAAUUGAUCUAUUAUAUUUUAUUUUCUAUUGUCAUGUUAUGUAUAUGUGCCAACUUAUACUUUCAUGAUGUGGGGAAAUGAAACAUGGACAAUAGCAGAAAGCCUGUUCCAGAGCGUUGUGAUGAACAGAAGGACACCUCGUGGAUCAAACUAUGGAGUUGCAGUUAUCCCUUUUUUGUUCUGAAGUGACGAUGACUUACUGCCAUAAGAGACUAAACCCCCACUUUUUUUUUCCUCUUUUUUCUUUUAUUUAAAAAAACAAAAAACUAAAAAAAAAAACACCAUUGUUGCACUUAAGACAUUCUGGUGAAAGCACUUUUGUUUCUGAAAUUCUGAUCAAUUCCGGAAGAACAACCUUCAAAGGCAUUAUGUCAAGUGUGUUUAUUUAGUUUAAAUAUAACAGUUUGUUUUUACUAUGCAACAGAUGCCAGUAAGUACUAUUUCACAUUACCAAAACUGUAAUAUUAGGUUAUGAAAGACAUUUUGAAUGAAGGUUUAAAUAAAUAAAAGAAAAUAUUUACAUGCCAUUUUGUCAGUUAUCUUUGAAAAGGUCUACAAAAUGCCAGCACCUAUCUUAUGGGGGAAAACCAUACAAGAAAAUAAAUAUAUUCCAACAAUACUUCAACUACAUGAAAUCAGACUAGCACCUUUGGCAGAUUACCACCCAUCCCAAAGUAAAAUGAUCAUACAAAGUGGACUCUUUGGUACUAUUGGUGGUCUGAUAUAUUUAUAUAUUUUAUGUACCAUAUUUUAAUGCAUCAACACUGCAAUUUUGGGACUGUAAAAAGUGGCCCUCUACCACAGUUUAAACCACUGAAGAACCCCACUUACAUUCUUUGCUGACAUUACAGUCUACUCCCCAUGACCUUAUACAAGCAGACAUUUCAUGCAUAUUCAGUAUAUACAGCUGUUUAACACCCUGCUAUGCUAAGGAAAUGUUUUAUUUUAGAUUCCAAAAUUAUUAGAUUGUUUUGACAGCAUAAAGUGCAACUGUCACUUCUCUGGAAAUUACACCCUUGAAUAAAACAUUGAACACCACAUAAAAAGUUAACCAGUUAUAGGUGACUUUCCAUUUUCUUUUAAAAUGUAUAUACUCUGGGCAAUUAAGUUUUUUAUGGUACCAGAAGGUUUCUGGCACUAACUUACAUUUAGGGGUUAAAUCAUUCAUGAAUGGCAGCAGUCCAAGACUUAUUUGAGAAGAAUUUCUGACCGCGGAUGAGGACAAAGAACCUGCGCCACAGACCAGAUUUGGGGUUAAACCAUUCGUGAAUGGUUUAACCCCUAAAGGUAAGGAAGCAGCCGGAUAUUACUCCCUCUUUGCCUUUUUAUAAGUUUUUGCUUGGUACUAGAUAUCAGUACUUGGGAACCUUCAUCCUAUGUUUGUCUACCGUUUUCCAUUCUUCUGGGAUUCCUUUGAUGGAUUGUAAGUAAAUUAACUUAGCAACUAAAAUGGGUCACAAACUCUCUAUAAGAAAAAGUAGUCAACCCAUUUUACGUAUAGCUAAACCUCCAAAAUGAAUUUAAAAAAAUUUCACAAGGGAAAAUGGGACAAAACAAGAUUAUUCUACAAACAAAACGUUAAGGUCCAUGUGUUUAAGGAUUGUCUUGUGAGACAAUUAGGAAAAUACAGCUGGCUGAAAGUGCAAUAGAAAUCUUCUGUUUAACUUGUAAAAGAGUGGAAAAAAAUAAAAAUUGCAAAGACAAUUUUGUCUUUAGAAAAAGUAAAAAUUAAUAUACUUUUAUCAGAUGAGCAAAGCCCAUCUUUUAUAAGAAAUCUGGACCUUUCAUGGUUUUCAAUAGAAAACAAAGUGAAUCAAAUUACCACAUUUAAGAAAAUUCUCCAAAUGGGUCUAGUCCAUGACCUUUGCAAGUCUGAACACAAUUUGAAUGGUGGCAAGCUAUGGACUAAUCUGACAGGAAAUCUCAAUCUGAUCUGGCUGCCAGUAUCACAAGGUCACAGUUUUCUGCACCUGUAUGAGAGGUCAUAAAACAACUCCACUUUAAGUUAAAAAAAAAAAGUUUAAUGGUUGUUAUAGUUAAACUUGUUUAGAAUAAAAUCUACUGAGAAUGUUGACCUAGAUAUUUCUAAGUGUCUGGUGGAACAGUCACUUUUAGGCUCCGUCAAUAAAUACAUUUUACAAAUAAAAGUAAAUUCGUGGGGGUGGGGGUGGGGGAGGUCUCUGCAUAUGCUGCUAAUUUUAGUGUUGAACUUUAAGUUAAUUAUAUUUUAUACUGAUCACAACCUAUAAUGCAAUAUCACUACCUGUAAUUAUGACCAUGAUAAAGAUCUGCUGCUUAAAUAGUUUGUCAUUUUGCCAUUACCAUAACUGUAUCUUACACCAAUGGGGAAUUAAAUUACAUAAAUAUAUUAUUUGUGUGAAUAUCAUCUUAUUGUUUACUUUUUAGUAUCUCACAUCAUGCAGACUGCAUGUGUUUGCAGUGUGACCUCAGUUAGGCCCUGUAACAUUACAUUUUCUAAUGUGGUUAAAGGGUAACGCUAAGCACCAUAACCAUUUCAUACAACUGAAAGGAUUGGGAUUCACAAAUACGGUUCCUGUAGUUUCUUUGCAUAGUUCACAUAAAGUCCUGUAGAUAUAUGCAUUUAUAUAGGUGCCCUGCCAGACACCCACUAUAACAAUUUUCUCUGAACUUGAUCUAUAUUUCCUAUUCAGAGCGAAUUCUAUUGACUGCCUGUAACAUAACUUGGAACAAAAUUGAAUCUCUCACGAGCUUGCUGCUUACACGAUACUCACUAGAGAGAUCCAUAACCAGACAGGAAGGCCCUGCUGUUUGAUCAGAAAAGGCUAUGUAAGCAAAUGUUAAUCAGUGACAUCUGUUGUUAAAGCUGACCCAAAGUACUAACACCGGGCUUUAUACAGACCACACCUUCUUAUGGUCAAGAAUAUAAACCUUUCCAAAAUGUCUAUUGCACUUAGUACUUUACUUCAAAGUGAAUUAAAAUGCAGACAAAGCAAGGAAAUCUUGUGGUUUUGUAAACUUCCUCUAAUUUCCAAUCUGUAUGCAGCUAAAGGAAACUGGCUUUCCUAAGAUAUUUAAUCUAGGGAGAGUGCUGGCCAAAGCAAUAUGUGUCCAGUUGUAAUACAAUAAGCUGGUGAUAUGAGGGCAUUUAGAAAAAUAGUCAACUCAUUUGAAACCACCUGGGGUUGCCAUUCCCAAGAAAGCACUUGGAGGUGGGUGGAAUGGAUGCAGCAAGGCCCAGUAAAGGACCAGUGAGUAGGAAUGGAGGAAUGCACUGUUAAAGAUCUUCAACAUCUUUUGAGUCAUCAGAGUCUGGUCCAUCUAGAGAUGAGUCGUUCAGGUUUGGUCUCUCACCAUGAUGUUGCAGAAUCGGAUCUUAGAUUGAAACAAAUAAAAAGUUAGUGUUAAUGAAAUUGGCAAUAUAAAUAUUGCUCAUAUUUGGAAAGGACC